AUGGAAGAAUGCAAACCAGAUGCCGUCAGUGACCACUUCACCCAGGGGGACCUCAAGCACAUAUUCCAGCUAACCGCGAUAUUUGUAUACCAGCUGCUUGAAGAGAAGAUAAUUGACUUUGUGAAGAAUGAGCUGAAGAGAUUCAAGAAGAUUGUUAGUCCAGAUUACCAAGAACACUUUGAGGGUAAAGAGCAGGAUGAGAGUGAUGCCAGAGAAGGGGCUCUCAAGAUGGCACUGCACUUCCUGAGGAACAUGAAGCAGAAACAUAUCGCUGACAAACUGCAAGAAAAUGAACAGGAUGUAGUUUGUCAAAGUGAGCUGAAGAGAAAUAUCAAGACUAAGUACCAGAGUGUGUUUGAAGGAAUACCCAAGCAAGGCAGCUCUGCUCUGCUAGAAAAGAUCUACACAGAGGUCUACAUCACAGAGGGAGGAAGUGGGAAAGUAAAUGAGGAGCAUGAAGUCAGGCAGAUUGAGUCCAUCUCCAAGAGACCCACUGGACAGGAGACACCAAUCAAAUGCAGAGACAUCUUUAGGCCCCUACCGGGCCAAGAUAAACCAAUCAGAAGUGUCAUCACAAAGGGAGUAGCUGGCAUUGGCAAAACUGUCUCAGUUCAAAAGUACAUCCUGGACUGGGCUGAAGGAAAAGAAAACCAGGAUGUCCACUUCAUAUUUCCACUGCCUUUUCGGGAGCUCAACAGCAUGAAAGAAAAUCAGCUCUCUUUGAUGGAUCUUCUCCAAACCUUUUUCUCAGAAACAAAGCAGUUAACUUUUCCCAGCCAGGGGAAGUACAAAGUGUUGUUCAUCUUUGACGGUCUGGAUGAGUGUCGACUCCGACUUGACUUUCAGAAAAAUGAAAUAUUGGCUGAAGUGACAAAAAAAACUUCAAUGGAUGUACUCCUGACAAAUCUCAUCAAGGGUAAUCUGCUUUCCUCUGCCCUCCUUUGGAUCACUUCUCGACCAGCAGCAGCCAUUCAAAUUCCUCCGCAGAAUGUUGACCGGGUCACAGAGGUACAAGGAUUCAGUGACCCUCAGAAGGAGGAAUACUUCAGAAAGAGAAUAUGUGAUCAUACUCUUGCCAACAAAGUCAUCUCUCACAUUAAAUCAUCAAAAAGCCUCCACAUUAUGUGCCACAUACCAGUGUUUUGCUGGAUUGCUGCUACUGUGCUUGAAAUCGUUCUCAAGAAUGAAAGCGGAAAGCAAGUUCCAAAGACUUUGACAGAGAUGUACACAUAUUUCCUUGUUUUUCAAACCAAGCAAAAGAGCCUAAAGUUUGAUGGAGUAUAUGACACAGAUCCGCAGUGGAACCGAGCUAGUGUCCUUGCUCUUGGAAAGUUGGCCUACGACCAGCUGGAGAAAGGCAACCUGGUCUUUGAUGAAGACGACCUGAGAGAGAGUGGUAUCGAUGUCAGAGAGGCAGCAGUACAAAGUGGCAUUUGCACCCAGAUCUUUCGAGAAGAGUCAGGCCUUCAUCUGGAGAAGUUGUACUGUUUUGUUCAUCUGAGCAUCCAGGAGUAUUUUGCAGCUUUAUAUGUGAUCCUGAUGUUUAUAACUGAGGGGAAAGAUUUCAUGUCCCCACAGGAAGCCUCCAGAAAAGUCCACAGACCAGAGCACAGAGCCAUGACCACCUUACAGAAGAAUGCUGUGGACCAAGCCAUGAAACACGAAGAUGGACGCUUUGAUCUUUUCCUACGUUUCCUUCUUGGCCUCUCUCUGGAAUCCAAUCAGAGACUCCUACGUGGCCUACUGCAGAAAGUACAAUAUGAAGGCCAAGUAGAAAUAUGCAUCUACAUUAAAUCAAAGAUCAGGGAGAUUCCAUCAUCAGAAAGAGUUAUCAACCUCUUCCACUGUCUGAAUGAAGUCAAUGAUCACUCCUUAGUGAUGGAGGUCCAGAGCUUUCUAAGUGCAGGGACACUUUCUGCAGCCAACCUCUCAUCCACACAGUGGUCAGCUCUCGUGUUUGUGCUUCUGACAUCAAAAGAAAAGCUGGAUGUGUUUGACUUGAAGAAGUACAUUUUGUCUGAUGAAUGUCUUCUAAGGCUGCAGCCAGUAGUGGAGGAAUCCCAAAAGGCCCUGCUCAACAGUUGUGGGCUCACUGAGAGGAGCUGUGCAGGUCUGGCAUCUGUCCUCACCAAAACAUCUUCAAAGCUGAAACAUCUGGACCUAAGUGGCAACAGUAUUGGAGAUGUCGGAGUCCAAGAGUUGUGUAGUGGACUGGGUAACCCAAACUGUACACUGGAGACACUCAGCCUGUCAGACUGCAGUAUUGGAGAGGAAGGCUUCAGAGCUCUUGCAUCAGCACUGAGAUCAAACCCCUCACACAUGAGAGAGCUGCAGCUGAGUGGGAAUAAAGCAGAAGACUCAGGAGUGAAGCAUCUUUCUUCUCUUCUGGAGGGUCCCAAUGGUAAACUGGAGAAACUACAGCUCAACAGUUGUGGGCUCACUGAGAGGAGCUGUGCAGGUCUGGCAUCUGUCCUCACCAAAUCAUCUUCAAAGCUGAAAAAUCUAGACCUCAGUGCCAACAGUUUUGGGGAUAUUGGUGUCCAAGAAUUGUGUAGUGGACUGGGUAACCUAAACUGCACACUGGAGACACUCAGGCUCUCUGACUGCAGUAUCACUGAGAGGAGCUGUGCAGGUCUGGCAUCUGUCCUCACCAAAGCAUCUUCAAAGCUGAAAAAUCUAGACCUCUGUGCCAACAGUUUUGGGGAUAUUGGUGUCCAAGAAUUGUGUAGUGGACUGGGUAACCCAACAUGUACAUUGGAGACACUCAGGCUCUCUGACUGCGGUAUCACUGAGAGGAGCUGUGCAGGUCUUGCAUCUGUCCUCACCAAAGCAUCUUCAAAGCUGAAAAUUCUAGACCUCAGUGACAACAGUAUUGGAGAUAAUGGGGUCCAAGAACUGUGUAGUGGACUGGGUAACCUAAACUGUACACUGGAGACACUCAGCCUGUAUAACUGCAGUAUUGGAGAGGAAGGCUUCAGAGCUCUUGCAUCAGCACUGAGAUCAAGCCCCUCAAAAUUGAGAUAUCUGUGGCUGAGUGUGAAUGAAGCAGGAGACUCAGGAGUGAAGCAUCUUUCUUCUCCUCUGGAGGAUCCCAACUGUAAACUGGAGAAACUAUACCUGAAUAACUGCAGCAUUGGAGAAGAAGGCUUCAGAGCUCUUGCAUCAGCACUGAGAUCAAACCCCUCACACAUGACAGAGCUGCAGCUGAGAGGGAAUAAAGCAGGAGACUCAGGAGUGAAGCAUCUUUCUUCUCUUCUGGAGGAUCCCAAAUGUAAACUGGAGAAACUAGUCCUGGAUCACUGCAGUAUUGGAGAGGAAGGCUUCAGAGCUCUUGCAUCAGCACUGAGAUCAAACCCCUCACACAUGAGAGAGCUGCAGCUGAGUGGGAAUAAAGCAGGAGACUCAGGAGUGAAGCAUCUUUCUUCUCUUCUGGGGGAUCCCAACUGUAAACUGGAGAAACUAGACCUGUAUGACUGCAGUAUUGGAGAGGAAGGCUUCAGAGCUCUUACAUCAGCACUGAGAUCAAACCCCUCACACAUGAGAAAAAUGCAGCUGAGUUUGAAUAAAGCAGGAGACUCAGGAGUGAAGCAUCUUUCUUCUCUUCUGGAGGAUCCCAACUGUAAACUGGAAAAACUACACCUAAAUAACUGCAGUAUUGGAGAGGAAGGCUUCAGAGCUCUUGCAUUAGCACUGAGAUCAAACCCCUCACACAUGAGAGAGCUGCAGCUGAGUGGGAAUAAAGCAGAAGACUCAGUGGUGAAACAUCUUUCUUCUCUUCUGGAGGAUCCCAACUGUAAACUGGAAAAACUAGUCCUGCAGGAAUGCAGUAUAACAGAUGAAGGUUUCAGAGCUUUAGCAUCAGCACUGAGAUCAAACCCAUCAGCCCUCAGAGUGCUCUGGCUGAAGGGGAAUCAUCCUGGACCCUCAACACAGCAGCUGCUCUCUGAACUGAAGACACAUCCAAACUGUAAACAUCUAGAAAUAUAUGGACCCUAAUGAAUCCAUCCUGUUGUGUUCCACCUGAAUCAUGUUUUUACACUGUGCAUAAAUAAGUGUUGCAGCACAUUCAUAUUUGAAGUAAUGUUUUAAAGUGACUUACGUAAAUACAAAAAUUGUAAGUAAUAUUGUAUAAAGGAUGUUUUGAAUAUAAAAACAUGGUAACACUUUAAGCAUCAUUAAUCAUGGCGUGGGGUUGCACACGGUGAUCUGGGCGCUGCGGGCGCAGGGUGCCCACCAAUGGGACGACGGCUGGGUAAUGCCCUCCAUCCUGGACCCGCUGCUCACACAAACACACACACACACACAUGCGCACACACACAUGCAUACGCGUGCGCACACACACACACACACACACACACACACACACACACACACACACACACACACGUGGUGUCGCCCCCUGCAGGUAGCCCCUGGGACCUGUACGAUUCUAGUUUUUCUCUCUGGUCGUACACCUUGCUGUGAUUAUAGCACAUCCUAGUGGUCAUAAAGAAUGAUGAGGUCGUACACUGUAGCCUGACUCUCUGUAAACAAGGGCAGAUCAAACUAUUCUAGACAGAACUGUGAACUGUGGGGAAAAGAAAUUGAGCGGAAGUAGACAGGCAGAAUCAAGUUUGUACCCCUUGCCCAAGGCAGUUCAAAUGUACUACACUGAGUAAACUGCAGAGACCUUCUGUCAGACAAAGCUGAGUGUCUUCCCUCUCCAGUGCAUAUAACCUAAGACCCCUACUUUUUUAUGUUUUUACUACUAGAAUGUCCUUUGGAAGGUGAUCAGUAUUCCGCUGGGAAUUCUAGGAAGAUGUUAAAUUAAUUAGUAGAAGUCUUGUAAUCCACCAAAGUCCUGACUGAAAAACCUUUUUUCUAUUGCUUUUAAUUAGGGUUCCCCUUUUUUGAGCACCUGUGCAUAGUGUCUUAUGGUCUCUCCCUUUGUUUAUUUUAAGUCCUUCAGUCUUUGUCUGUACACUGAGCCCAUUUAUGUAUUCAUUUCAUGUUUUAUUUAUUCAUUUUUUCGUGUUUUGUGCCUUUUUACUUAUUCUCUGCACUUUUUACUGUGAAGCACUUUGGUGCAGCUCAGCCGUCUGUAAACGUGCUAUAAAAAUAAAAUUUGACUUGACUUGA
Molecule: messenger RNA, 5118 nt
Organism: Sardina pilchardus (European sardine)
Lineage: Eukaryota; Metazoa; Chordata; Actinopteri; Clupeiformes; Clupeidae
Product: NACHT, LRR and PYD domains-containing protein 3-like
Exons: 14
Coding region: 1-3996 (1331 amino acids)
Biological process (GO): intracellular signal transduction
Molecular function (GO): protein binding
Source: RefSeq, a predicted model, not a curated record